AUGAAAGAUCCGACUAUAUACUAUGGUCUUCACAAUUUACAAAGAAUAAUCUCACAAGAGGGCGCUGCUGGGGAUCCAAAACAGUUGUCUUUUUCAAGUAGUCAGCUGAGAGAGAACAUUAACUACGUGAUAAUAAUCACAGCAACAAAUCGUUUUGGUGGUGAAUCUUACCUUCCAUCCACUCACCGGGUCAAACGUGUAACGAAACCAUUGGCUCUUACAUUACAAGGCCCAAAUGUCGUCGAUGCUCAACAUGACAUCACAUUCACUGUUUUUGUUGACAUCUGUGGAGAUUUGGACAUGACGACAUCAAAUCUUCAAUUCACGUGGUCUCUUUUUCCUCCAAUCAUCGACUUAAGUAGAUUUAUUGGAACUACAGCGACAAUCCCUAAAGGAUAUCUUCAGCUAGCCAACACUUAUAACAUAUCAGUAGAAGUGUCUGUAACAAAUGACCAGAGUCAAUGGAGUGAUGUAACCCAAGCCAUUAGGGUUAAGAAAAUGAAUCUACAAGCCGUUAUUAGUUCGUCAAACCUUGUUGUUGGAGACAAAACACCUUUCAAACUAGAUGGUGCUCUAUCUUCUGAUCCAAGUAACGCUGCUGGUGAACUCCAGUUUUUAUGGUCUUGCACUGACCGGAUGACCUCCAGUUCUUCCUGCUUCGAAGAUAAUCUAUUAAUCAAUGACCAGAUCCUUACUUUACCAGCAGGAGUACUUUUACCAAACAUGUACCUCAUUACACUGAAAGUUUUCAAGGGUAUUCGAAGUUCUGAAAGCCACACUUUGGUCACCAUACGCCAGGGAGAGUUGCCUGUUGUCUACGUCAUCAAACGUAAGACAGGUCGAAUUAACCCUGACGAGAGACUUAUUGUUGAAGGCUACGUCAGCAGUCGAGCCAACGUAACACUUCGUUGGGAGGUAGUGACUGAGAAAG
Messenger RNA from Limulus polyphemus (Atlantic horseshoe crab), 931 nucleotides. RefSeq names its product polycystic kidney disease 1 like 1-like. The transcript has 5 exons. Lineage: Eukaryota; Metazoa; Arthropoda; Merostomata; Xiphosura; Limulidae. The annotation marks the transcript as partial. The record is from RefSeq and is a predicted model, not a curated record.